Messenger RNA from Cyprinodon tularosa, 16121 nucleotides. RefSeq names its product plectin a (gene pleca). NCBI's taxonomy places the organism in Eukaryota, Metazoa, Chordata, Actinopteri, Cyprinodontiformes, Cyprinodontidae. Gene Ontology annotation, biological process: wound healing; intermediate filament bundle assembly; hemidesmosome assembly. Gene Ontology annotation, cellular component: cytoskeleton; sarcolemma; perinuclear region of cytoplasm. The transcript is spliced from 37 exons. The coding region runs from base 16 to 14130 and encodes 4704 amino acids. The record is from RefSeq and is a predicted model, not a curated record. Gene Ontology annotation, molecular function: ankyrin binding; cadherin binding; structural constituent of cytoskeleton.
CCCAGGCUCUGCAGCAUGGAGCUCCUCGGCGAGGCCCGGCUCCUCUGGGUGCUGCUCCUGGUGCUGGCCACCUUCCUUAUCUGGCUCUUCUUCUUCUGCUGCUACAGCUGGAACCAGAGUUCAUCUCCCUCCCUGGAGACGUACCUAGCAGUGAUGCUGAAGAAGUCCAAACCCAAAGCUGCGGCUCAGAGGAGGAAAAAGCAGAAGGAGAAGCCGGCCGCUGGCGCUGGACCAGAGGAAGAGGUUCUGACCGAGCCUGCAGCCGCCGACCGAGAGGAUCUGGGUUCAGCAGCAGCGAGGAAGAGGAGGAGGAAGAAGAGGCAGCCUCCUAAAGCCCAGGCUUCAGUGGAAACCCAGAAGAACAUGGAGGAGCUGAAGGAGAAGCCCAGGAGGAGGCCUCUGGUCCGGGCUGCGUCAGAGGAGAGCUCCAGCGAUCUGAGCUCCGUUAGCGGCUCGCCGUUUCCGGGCGACACGUUACCCUGGAACCUCCCUAAGCACCACCGCAUGAAGCGCUCCAAGUCGGCCUCUGGAGACGUUCUGGAACCGGCGGAGAGGGCUGUGAUCCGCAUCGCAGAUGAACGGGACCGGGUUCAGAAGAAGACUUUCACAAAAUGGGUCAACAAGCACUUGGUGAAGCACUGGAAGGCAGAGGCCCAGCGGCACAUCACCGACCUUUACGAAGACCUCAGGGAUGGACACAACCUUAUCUCGCUGCUGGAGGUCCUCUCAGGAGAGACUCUGCCGCGGGAAAAGGGACGAAUGCGUUUCCACAAACUGCAGAAUGUCCAGAUCGCUCUGGACUUCCUCAAACACAGACAGGUUAAACUGGUCAACAUCAGAAACGAUGACAUAGCGGAUGGGAACCCUAAGCUGACCCUGGGCCUGAUCUGGACCAUCAUCCUUCAUUUCCAGAUCUCAGACAUCCAGGUCAACGGUCAGUCGGACAACAUGACGGCCAAAGAGAAGCUGCUGCUCUGGUCCCAGCGGAUGGUGGAGGGCUACCAGGGUCUGCGCUGCGACAACUUCACCACCAGCUGGAGGGACGGCAGGCUCUUCAACGCCAUCCUUCACAAACACAGGCCCGGUCUGGUGGACAUGAAUCUGGUGUACCGGCAGACCAACCAGGAGAACCUGGAGCAGGCCUUCAGCGUGGCGGAGCGAGAGCUGGGCGUCACCAGGCUGCUGGAUCCAGAAGAUGUGGACGUUCCCCAUCCGGACGAGAAGUCCAUCAUCACCUACGUCUCCUCACUGUACGACGCCAUGCCCAGGGUGCCGGACAUCCAGGACGGGAUAAGAGCCAAUGAGCUGGAGCUGCGCUGGCAGGAGUACUACGAGGUGGUCAGCAUGCUGCUCCAGUGGAUCAGACACCACAUCCUGGUCUUCGAGGAGAGGAAGUUCCCCAACAGCUACGAGGAGGUCGAGGUUCUCUGGCGUCAGUUCCUGAAGUUUAAGGAAACCGAGCUUCCGGCCAAAGAGGCCGACAAGAAUCGCUCCAAACACAUCUUCCAGUCGUUUGAGGGCGCCGUCCAGGCCGGGCAGGUCAAGGUGCCUCCUGGUUACCAUCCGUUUGACGUGGAGAAGGAGUGGGGGCGGCUGCACGUGGCCAUCCUGGAGCGAGAGCGCCUCCUUCGGAUCGAGUUUGAGAGGUUGGAGCGACUUCAGAGGAUCGUCAGUAAGGUCCAGAUGGAGUCGGGGGUGUGCGAGGAGCAGCUCAACCAGGUGGAGACGCUGCUGCAGACGGAUGUGAGGAUGAUGAGCGCCGGCAAACCUGCUCAGCACACGGCAGAGGUGGAGGCCGACCUGGAGAAAGCAGAGGGAAUGAUCCGCUUCCUCUUCGAUGACGUUCAGCGGCUGAAAGAUGGACGCCACCUGCAGGCGGAACAGAUGUACCGCAGAGUUUAUCGUCUCCAUGAGAGACUCGUAAACGUCCGCAGUGAAUAUAACCUGCGGCUGAAGUCGGGUGUGACCACCUCCCAGAUCCCCAUCACCCAGAUCCCCAUCACCCAGAUCCCCAUCACCCAGAUCCCCAUCACCCGGGUAUCCAUGACCCCCGGCCUGAAGGAGUCCUCCAGCAGGCGACCAGAGCUGGAUGAGGUCACCCUGCGCUACGUCCAUGACCUGCUGGGCUGGGUGGAGGAGAACCAGCGGCGCGUGGAUGAAGGCGAGUGGGGCUCCGACCUGCCCAACGUGGAGGCGCAGCUGGGCAGCCACCGCGGCCUGCACCAGUCCGUGGAGGAGUUCCGCUCCAAGAUCGAACGGGCGAAGGCCGAUGAGAGUCAGAUUUCUCCCGCCAGUAAAGCUGCGUACCGGGAUUAUCUGGGGAAACUGGAGCUGCAGUACGGAAAGCUGCUGAACGCCUCAAAGGCUCGUCUGCGCUUCCUGGCGGAGCUGCACGCCUUCGUCAGCGCCGCCACCAAGGAGCUGAUGUGGCUCAACGAGAAAGAGGAGGAGGAGGUCAACUUCGACUGGAGCGAGCGGAACACCAACAUGGCCUCCAAGAAGGAAAGCUACUCGGGUUUGAUGAGGGAACUGGAGCUCCGGGAGAAGAAGGUGAACGGAGUUCAGGCCACAGGAGACAAGCUGCUGCGGGACGGACACCCCGCCAGGCAGACCAUCGAGGCCUUCACGGCGGCGCUGCAGACUCAGUGGAGUUGGCUCCUCCAGCUGUGCUGCUGCAUCGAGACGCACCUGAAGGAAAACACAGCCUACUUCCAGUUUUUUGCUGAUGUGAGAGAGGCUGAGGAGAGGAUGAAGAAGAUGCAGGAAGUGAUGAAGAGGAAGUACACCUGCGACCGCUCCGUCACCGUGACGCGGCUGGAGGAUCUGCUGCAGGACGCCGCUGAUGAGAAGGAGCAGCUGGCCGAGUUUCAAACUCACCUGGAAGGUCUGAAGCGGCGAGCCAAGACCGUGGUCCAGCUGAAGCCGCGGAACCCCGCCAGCGCCAUCAAGGGGAAACUGCCCAUCCAGGCCGUCUGCGACUUCAAACAGAUGGAGAUCACCGUCCACCGAGGAGACGAGUGCGCCCUGCUCAACAACUCGCAGCCGUUUAAUUGGAGAGUUCUGAACGACAAAGGCAGCGAGGCGUCGGUGCCGUCCAUCUGCUUCCUGGUGCCGCCCACCAAUAAGGACGCCGUCAACCUGGUUGCCGGGCUGGACGGGAACCUGCAGAGGCUGCAGACCACCUGGCAGACCAUGUCUGUGGACCUGAAGAGUCUGUUAUCCUGGCAGUACCUGAUGAGAGACAUCCACAUCAUCAACUCCUGGAACAUCACCAUGUUUAAGACUCUGCGGGUGGACGAGUACCGGCUGGCUCUGAGGAACCUGGAGCAGCACUACCAGGACUUCCUGAGGGACAGCCAGGACUCCCAGAUGUUCGGGGCGGAGGACCGAAUGCAGGUGGAGUCCAACUACAACCGCGCCAACCAGCACUACCAGACCAUGGUCAGCUCUGCAGAGCAAGGCUUCGCGCCGCCCAGAGCAGGCGAGCAGGACGAGUCGGUGUGUAAGACCUACCUGACAAAGAUCAAAGACCUCCGUUUGAGGCUGGAGGGCUGCGAGAACCGUACGGUGACGCGUCUGCGGCAGCCGCUGGACAAGGAACCGCUGAAAGCCUGCGCCGCCAAGACCACGGAGCAGAUGAAGGUCCAGUCGGAGCUGGAGGGCCUGAAGAAGGACCUCGGCUCCAUCGCUGAGAAGACGGAGGAGGUCCUGGCGUCUCCUCAGCAGUCCAGCUCUGCUCCGAUGCUGCGCUCCGAGCUGGACGUCACCCUGAAGAAGAUGGAGCACGUCUACGGACUGUCCACCGUCUACCUGGACAAGCUGAAGACCGUCGACGUGGUGAUCCGGAACACUAACGAUGCAGAGGACUCGCUGAAGAACUACGAGACCCGUCUGCGGGACGUCAGCAAGGUUCCUGCCGAUGAGAAGGAGGUGGAGGAGCGGCGCGGCCAGCUGAAGGCGAUGCGGGCUGAAGCCGAGGCCGACCAGGCCGUCUUCGACCGGCUGCAGGACGAGCUCCGCAGGGCGACGGCCAUCAGCGACAAGAUGAGCAGGAUCCACGGCGAGCGCGAAGGCGAGCUGGAUCACUACCGGCAGCUGGUGAGCGGCCUCCUGGAGCGCUGGCAGGCUCUGUUCGCUCAGAUCGACCUGCGGCUGCGGGAGCUGGACCUCCUGGGGCGCCGGAUGAGGAGCUACAGGGAGAGCUACGAGUGGCUGAUCCGAUGGCUGGGAGAGGCGCGGCAGCGGCAGGAGAAGAUCCAGUCUGUGCCCAUCGGAGACGGGAAGGCUCUCAGGGAGCAGCUGGCAGAGGAGAAGAAACUCUUGGAGGAAAUUGAGAAAAAUGAAAAAGAAGUCCAAAGCUGUCAGAAAAAUGCCAAAGCGUACAUCGAUUCAGUGAAGGAUUACGAGCUGCUGGUCCUGACCUACCGAGCUCUGCAGGAUCCCAUGGCUUCUCCUCUGAAGAAACCCAGGAUGGAGUGUGCUUCAGACGACAUCAUCCAGGAGUAUGUGACCCUGAGAACCCGCUACAGCGAGCUGAUGACGCUCACCAACCAGUACAUCAGGUUCAUCACAGACACACAGCGCCGCCUGGAGGACGACGAGAAAGCUUCAGAAAAACUAAAAGAAGAAGAAAGAAGAAAACUGGCAGAGGUUCAGGCUGAGCUGGAAAAGCAGAAGCAGCUGGCCGAGGCGCAGGCGAAGUCCGUGGCCAAAGCAGAGCAGGAGGCCCAAGAGCUGAAGCUGAAGAUGAAGGAGGAGGCGGACAGGAGGCAGGAUGUGGCCGUGGACUCGGAGAAGCAGAAGCAGAACAUCCAGCAGGAGCUGCAGCAGCUGAGGAGCCUCUCUGAGCAGGAGAUCAAGUCCAAGAGUCAGCAGCUCAAGGAGGCGUUGGACAGUCGGACCAAGAUCGAGGAGGAGAUCCACAUCAUCCGGAUCCAGCUGGAAACGACGAUGAAGCAGAAAAGCACGGCCGAGUCCGAGUUACAGAACCUCCGAGACAAAGCGGCAGAGGCGGAGAAGCUCCGGAAAGCAGCUCAGGACGAGGCGGAGAGGCUCCGCAAGCAGGUCGCAGAGGAGACCCAGAGGAAGAAAAACGCUGAAGAUGAGCUGAAGCGCAAAGCUGAAGCCGAGAAGGAAGCGGCCAAGCAGAGGCAGAAAGCUCUGGAAGAGCUGCAGAAGUUUAAAAUGCAGGCCGAGGAAGCAGAGAGGCGCGUGAAGCAGGCCGAGGAGGAGAAGCUGAGGCAGAUCAAGGUGGUGGAGGAGGUGGCGCAGCAGAGCGCCGCCACCCACUUGCAGUCCGAAGCCAGGUCGUACAGCCGAAAGACGACAGAACUGGAGAACUCUCUGAGGAAAGAGCAGGGCACCGUCCUGCAGCUGCAGGAGGAGGCGGAGCGGCUCAGGAGGCAGCAGGAGCAGGCAGAGAAAGCCAGAGAGCUGGCAGAGCAGGAGCUGGAAACAUGGAGGCAGAAAGCCAACGAGGCCCUCCGCCUCAGGCUGCAGGCGGAGGAGGAGGCCCAGAAGAAGAGCCAGGCUCAGGAGGAGGCGGAGCGGCAGAAGGUCGAAGCCGAACGAGACGCCAAGAGGAGAACGAAGGCGGAGGAGGCGGCGCUGAAGCAGAAAGAAAACGCUGAAAAAGAGCUGGAGAAGCAGAGGCAGUUCGCAGAGCAGAUAGCGCAGCAAAAACUCUCCGCCGAGCAGGAAUGCAUCCGGCUGAAGUCCGACUUCGACCACGCUGAACAGCAGAGGGCGCUGCUGGACAGCGAGCUCCAGCGUCUGAAGAACGAAGUGAGCGCUGCAGAAAACCAGCGCAAGCAGCUGGAAGAGGAGCUGGCCAAAGUCCGCAGUGAAAUGGACGCCCUGCUGCAGAUGAAGGUCAAAGCGGAGAAGGAGACGCUGUCCAAGUCGGAAAAGAGCAAGCAGCUCUUGGAGUCCGAAGCUCUGAAGAUGAAACAGCUAGCCGAGGAGGCCGCACGGCUCAGAGCGGUCGUUGAAGAGGCAAAGAAGCAGAGACAGAUCGCAGAAGACGAGGCGGCGCAGCAGAGAGCGGAGGCCGAGAAGAUCCUCAAGGAAAAGCUGGCCGCCAUCAACGAGGCGACGCGAUUGAAGACAGAGGCGGAGAUCGCCCUGAAAGCCAAGGAGGCGGAGAACGAGAGACUGAAGCGCAAGGCGGAGGAGGAGGCGUAUCAGAGGAAGCUCCUGGAGGACCAAGCUGCCCAGCACAAGCAGGAGAUAGAGGAGAAGAUCACCCAGCUGAAGGGCUCCUCUGACUCUGAGAUGGAGAGGCAGAAAACUGUGGUGGAGGAAACUCUGAGGCAGAAGAAGGUGGUGGAGGAGGAAAUUCACAUCAUCAGGAUCAACUUUGAGAAAGCAUCGAAGGAGAAGUCCGGCCUGGAGCUGGAGCUGAAGAAACUGAAGGAGGCGGCGGAUCAGACGCAGCAGAGCAAACUAAAAGCUGAGGAGGAGGCGGAGAAACUGAAAAAACUGGCAGCAGAGGAGGAGAAGAAGAGAAAGGAAGCCGAGGAGAAGGUGAAGAGAAUCGCUGCCGCAGAGGAAGAGGCGGCGCGGCAACGCAAAGCUGCUCAGGAGGAAGUGGAGCGACUCAAAAAGAAGGCGGAGGAAGCCAACAAGCAGAGGGACAACGCCGAGAAGGAGGCGGAGCGGCAGGCGGUCCUGGCCAAGGAGGCGGCGCAGAAAUGCGGCGCUGCCGAGCAGAAAGCUCAGAAUGUUCUCAGCAAGAACAAGGAGGACCUUCUGGCUCAGGAGAAGCUCCGAGAUGAAUUUAAAAACGCAAAGAAGCUCGCUGAGGCUGCCGAGAAGGACAAAGAGAAGGCGGAGAAAGAGGCAGCGCUGCUUCGACAGAAAGCCGAGGAGGCCGAGAGGCAGAGAAAAACUGCUGAGGACGAAGCCGCUAAACGGGCCGCCGCUCAACAGGAAGCAGAAAGACUGAGGAAGGAGGCAGAGGAAGAGGCAUCGAGGCGAGCCGCCGCCGAGGCAGCCGCGCUGAAGCAGAAGCAGCAGGCGGACGCAGAGAUGGCCAAACACAAGAAAGAGGCCGAAAAGGCACUGAAGCAGAAAUCCCAGGUGGAGAAGGAACUUUCAGCCGUCAAGCUGCAGCUGGAGGAAACAGACAAGCAGAGAGAAGUGCUGGAGGCGGAGCUUCAGAGAGUCAAAGGAGAAGUCCACGAUGCCGUCAAACAGAAAGCUCAGGUGGAGGAAGAGCUUUCCAAAGUAAAGAAUCAGAUGGAUGAGCUCCUCAAAGUCAAACUCAAGAUCGAGGAGCAAAACCGUCUCCUCAUGCAGAAAGACAAGGACAGCACCCAGAAGUUACUCCAGGAGGAGGCCGAGAAGAUGAAGAACCUGGCAGCAGAAGCAGCCCGGCUCUCUGUGGAGGCUGAGGAGGCGGCCAGGCAGAGACAGAUGGCGGAGGCAGAUUUGGCUGAGCAGAGAGCGCUAGCUGAGAAGAUGCUGAAGGAGAAAAUGCAGGCCAUCCAGGAGGCAACGAGACUGAAGGCUGAAGCAGAGGAGCUCCAGAAACUCAAGGAGCAGGCUCAGGAGAAGGCACAACAACUGCAGCAGGACAAACGCCAGAUCCAGCAGCGCCUUGAGAAGGACACAGAGGACUUCCAGAAAUCUCUAGAGGUGGAGCGCACCAGGCACCGGGAAGCUUCUGCUGAGGCAGAGAAGCUGAAGCUCAGAGUCAAGGAGCUCAGCGAGGCUCGGUCCAAAGCCGAAGACGAGGCCAAGAAGUUUAAAAAGCAGGCAGAAGAAGCUAAAGGCCGUCUCCAGGACACAGAGAUACAGGUGAAGGAAACCGUUGUGCAGAAACUGGAGACUCAGAGGCUGCAGAGCAGCAGGGAAGCUGAUGAUCUGAAAAAAGCAAUAGCGGAGCUGGAGGAAGAGAAGAAGAAGCUGAGGAAAGAUGCCGAGGAGCUUCAGAGGAAGACUCAACAGAUGGCGACUGCCCAACAGGAGCAGAUUGAGCAACAGAAGGUCCUACUUGAACAAACGUUCCUCUCUGAGAAGGAGCUGCUACUGAAAAGAGAAAAAGCCGUGGAAGAGGAGAAAACAAAGCUGGAGAAACAGUAUGAGGAGGAAGUAAAGAAGGCAAAGGCAUUUAAAGAAGAACAAGAGCGGCAGCUCACACUCAUGGAGGAGGAGAGGAAGAAGCUGCAGGCCAUAAUGGACGAGGCUGUGAAGAAGCAGAAGGAGGCUGAAGCAGAGGUGAAAAACAAAAAGAAGGAGAUGGAGGAGCUUGAAAAGAAGAGACUGGAGCAAGAAAAACUCUUGGAAGAGGAGAACAAAAAGCUCAGAGAGAAACUGCAGAGUUUGGAGGUUGCUCCUAAAAAGGGUACGUCCAAAACAAAGGAAAUAGAAGUUCAGACUGAACAAGUUCAGGAGGAACAGCUGGGAACCACCAGGAAAGUUCUCAACGGCUCAGUGGAAGUGGACGGGGUGAAGAAAGAUGGCGGAUCCCCAUUUGCAUUUGACGGAAUGAGAGAGAAGGUUCCAGCAGAGAGACUUCUGGACAUUGGUGUCCUGAGCAAGAAGGACAUGGACAAACUGAAAAAAGGCAAAGUCACAGUGCAGGAGCUUAUGAAGACCGACAAAGUCAGAUCGUGUCUCAAAGGCCAGAGCUGCAUCGGAGGCAUCCUGACUCCAUCCAAAGAAAAAACGAGUGUCUACAAAGCCAUGACUGAGAACAAGAUCACCCCGGAGGCUGCUGCAAUGCUUCUGGAAGCUCAAGCAGCUUCAGGCUACAUUGUUGAUCCAGUGAAGGACAAACUUCUCUCUGUAGACGAGGCUGUUAAGGAGGAGUUAGUUGGACCUGAACUCCAUGAACGUCUCCUUUCUGCUGAGCGAGCGGCCACUGGCUUCAGAGAUCCAUACACCGGAGCUCGAAUCUCUGUGUUUGAGGCCAUGAAGAAGGGCCUAAUGGAUAAAGAGCAGGCCACCAAAUUCCUGGACGUGCAGCUUGCAACGGGUGGAAUCGUUGAUCCCAUCAACAGUCACAGAGUCCCACUCCAGACGGCUUACAAGCAGGGGCAGUUUGAUGCAGACAUGAACAAGAAACUCACAGAUCCCAGUGACGAGUCCAAGUUGUUCAUUGAUCCCAGCACUCAGGAGCCACUCACAUAUAAACAGCUGCUGGAGAAGUGUACCAAAGACCCAGAAACGGGCCUGCUGAUUUUACCGGUUACAGCGCAAGCUGGUCAGAGAGAGAGAACAUACACGGAUAUGGAGACCAAAGAGGUGUUCAGCAGCUCCAAUGUCAACGUUCCGUUUGGAAAGUUUAAAGGAAAAACUGUCACCAUCUGGGAAGUGAUCAAUUCCGAGUAUUUCACUGAGGAACAGAGAAGAGAGCUGAUCCGGCAGUACAAGACUGGUAAGAUCACCGUGGAGAAAGUCAUCAAAAUCGUCAUCACUGUGGUUGAAGACAAGGAGAAGGAAAGCGGAAACCUCUUCAAGGGUUUGAGGGCUCCAGUGACCGCCAAUGAGCUCCUGGAGUCUAAGAUCAUAAAUAAAGACUUGUUCAACAAACUGAGCAAUGGGAAGAUCUCAGUCAAAGAGGUUUCUGAGAUGGAUGCUGUAAAGAAGGCCCUGCAGGGUACCCCCAGCAUCGCAGGUCUCCUGAACGAACCAACUAAAGAGAAGAUGCCUUUCUAUCAAGCCUUGAAGAAAGAACUACUGUCCCCAGAGACAGCUGUGAAUCUUCUGGAAGCUCAGGCAGCAACAGGAUUUCUGAUCGACCCUGUGAAAAACGAACGCAUGCCUGUUGACCAAGCUGUUAAAUCGGGUCUCGUUGGUCCAGAGCUGCAUGAGCGUCUCCUGUCAGCAGAGCAAGCUGUCAGCGGCUACAAAGAUCCCUACACGGGGAAAAAGGUGUCCCUUUUUGAAGCCAUGAGCAAAGGCCUCGUAAAAAAAGACCAAGGAAUCCGUCUGCUGGAAGCCCAAAUUUCAACGGGCGGAGUUAUAGAUCCUGUUAAAAGCUGUCGCGUCCCCAAUGAAGUCGCCUACAAAAGAGGAUACUUUGAUGAAGAAAUCAACAAGACCUUGAACCAAAGCACAGAUGAGACAAAACUGUUUUAUGAUCCCAACUCACAGCAGGAAACCACCUAUGCACAACUUAUGGAUCAAUGUGUCAGAGACAAAGAGACCGGACUGCCAUUACUUCCCCUUUCAAAGAAGGCUCCAAAGCCGAAAGAGGACAAACAAAUAACUGAGGCCAAAACCAAAGAGGCUCUAAACGAGAAGACAAUGGAGCUGGAAUAUGGACCUUUCAAAGGAAGAAAAGUCACAGUUUGGGAGAUCAUAAACUCUGAAUACAUCACAGAGGAACAGAGAAUAGAACUGAUCCGACAGUAUAGAAUGGGACUGAUAACAAUCGAGAAGCUGAUUAAGAUUGUGAUUACGACGGUUGAUGAAAAAGAGGAAAAACCAAAGGAAGAAGCUUGUUUUGAAGGCCUGAGAGAACGGGUCAGUGCCAGCUCACUUCUUGAUUCCAACAUUAUUGACAAGGCCACAUUUGAGCAACUUCAGCAGGGCAAAAAGGCCCCCAAAGACAUCAGCCAAACUGAUAAAGUCAGAAAGUACCUGCAUGGCUCGGACCGCAUCGAUGGCAUCACCAUGGAAGACUCUGAUGAGAAGCUGAGCAUAUAUGAAGCAAUGAAAAGGAAGGUCUUACAGCAUAACACUGGACUGGAACUUCUUGAGGCCCAAGCUGGGACUGGUUUUAUAACUGAUCCAGUGAAAAAUGAGAAAUACUCUGUGGAUGAUGCUGUUAAGGCUGGAGUCGUUGGCCCCGAGCUUCACGAGAAACUUCUGUCUGCUGAAAAGGCAGUGACAGGAUACAAAGAUCCAUACACUGGCAGUAAGAUUUCCCUGUUCCAAGCCAUGAAGAAAGCUCUGGUGUUGAGAGAGCACGCUAUUCCUAUUCUAGAAGCUCAGAUGACAACUGGUGGAAUCAUCGAUCCAGUCAGCAGCCAUCGUGUUCCUGUUGACGUUGCCGUCCAGCGUGGCAUCCUCAGUAAAGAAAUGUUAAAAUCAUUCAACGAACCGACAGGUGAUAUUAAGGGCUUCACCAACCCGGGCACCAAUGAAAGGGUAACCUACAAACAGCUGCUGGAGGCAUGCAUUCGAGAUCCCAACACAGGUCUGUGCUACCUGCCAUUGCCAAAGGGUGAAGCUCCUGCAACGACUGAGAAGUCCUACGAGUACACAGAGGAGCAAACUCAAAAAGAUCUAGCAAACACUCCUAUUGAAAUCCCACAUCAGAGCUUUGCAGGAAGAACCAUGACCAUUUGGGACGUCAUGAACUCAAACAUGCUCCCUGAAAGCGAGAGACAGCGGCUGCUAGAACAGUAUCGCUUGGGACAAAUCACCAAGGAAAGGAUGCUCAUCAUCAUCAUCGAAAUCAUUGAACAAAGAGAGACUCUAAAGCUGGAGCAGGGCAUGUCGUGUGAUGUGAUCAGGAGAAGAGUCACUAUCGAGGAGCUGUACAGCGCUCGAAUUAUUGACCUUCACACAUACAACCUCCUGAAGCAGGAGAAGAUGAGUAUCCGAGAGGUGAUGGAGAUGCCAUCGGUCAAGCAGUACCUCUUUGGGACAGGUUGCAUUGCAGGGAUUUUAUCAGACAGUCCUCCUAAAAUCAGCAUUUACCAGGCUAUGAAGAAUGGCAAAGUUAAGCUUGAAGUUGCUUUGAAACUUCUCGAGGCCCAGGCAGCAACGGGAUUCAUGAUUGAUCCAGUGAAAGACGAGCUCCUAACAGUUGAUGAAGCUGUACGUAAGGGCCUUGUUGGCCCUGAGCUCCAUGACAAACUCCUCUCAGCUGAGCGUGCGGUAACAGGAUACAGGGAUCCAUACAGUGGGAAGGUGAUUUCUCUCUUCCAGGCCAUGAAAAAAGGCCUGGUUCCUGAAGAUUAUGCCUUAAGGCUUCUGGAGGCACAGAAUGCCACUGGAGGUCUGAUGGAUCCUGAAUACUACUUCCACCUUCCUGUAGAUGUUGCAAUGCAGCGCGGAUACAUUAAUAAGGAAACGCUUGACCGGAUAACCGAACCUACGGCGGAUGUUAGAGGUUACAUCGACCCAGCGACCGAUGAGGAACAGACCUAUGCACAGCUGCUGAAGAGAUGCAGGGUUGAUAAAGAAAGUGGAAUGCGGUUGCUGUCCCUGGCCGGCAGUCAGCUCUUCAAGGGUCUCAGAAGACAAAUCACUGCAGACGAGCUCCUUCGUUCACAAAUUAUUGACCAAAAGACCUACAACGAUCUCACUGAUGGCCUCAUCACAGUGGAGGAGAUCAGCAGAGGACUGAAGAAGUACCUUGAGGGCACCAGCUGUAUAGCAGGUGUGUAUGUCGAGUCUACCAAAGAUCGCCUUUCUAUCUACCAAGCAAUGAAAAAGAACAUGAUCCGGCCAGGAACAGCCUUUGAGCUGCUUGAGGCUCAAGCUGCCACAGGAUACAUCAUCGACCCCAUCAAGAACCUCAAACUGAAUGUCACAGAAGCUGUUAAGUUGGGUGUCGUUGGCCCAGAAUUUAAAGACAAACUCCUCUCAGCUGAACGAGCAGUCACAGGCUACAGAGACCCUUACUCUGGACAGAUUGUCUCGCUUUUCCAGGCGAUGAAAAAGGAUCUCAUUCUAAAAGACCACGGCAUUCGGCUGCUUGAGGCCCAGAUCGCCACUGGGGGGAUUAUCGAUCCCCAGGGGAGUUACCGUUUGCCAGUGGAGACGGCAUAUGAGCGUGGCCUUUUUGACGAGGAAAUGAAUACGAUCCUCACAGAUCCCUCAGAUGACACAAAGGGCUUCUUUGACCCAAACACAGAGGAAAACCUCACCUACCUGCAACUGAUGGAGAGGUGUAUGACAGAUCCAGAAACAGGCUUUCGUCUGCUGCUGAUGAAGGAGAAGAAACAUGAGAGGAAGACGUCGUCCAAGUCUUCGGUUCGUAAGCGAAGGGUUGUCAUCGUUGAUCCAGAGUCUGGCAAGGAGAUGUCUGUGUAUGAAGCAUAUCAGAAAGGUCUGAUUGAUCACCAGACAUACAUAGAGCUCUCAGAGCAGGAGUGCGAAUGGGAGGAGAUAACGAUAACUUCAUCUGAUGGAGUGGUAAAGUCCAUGAUCAUCGACAGAAGGUCCGGACGGCAGUAUGACAUUGAUGAUGCAAUCUCAAAAGGCCUGAUAGAUAAGUCUGCACUGGAUCAGUACCGAGCAGGAUCCCUGUCCAUUACAGAGUUUGCAGACAUGCUUUCUGGAAACAUGAGUGGAAGCAGAUCACGUUCCUCCUCCUUUGGCUCCUCCUCCUCCUAUACCUCAAGCCCAGUACCUUCCAUUAAAACACCAGCAACCACCUGGAAUGACCCAUCUGAGGAAACUGGGCCUGUAGCUGGAAUAUUAGACACAGACACACUGGAAAAGGUUUCUGUCACCGAGGCCAUUCACCGAAACCUGGUUGACAACAUAACAGGUCAACGGUUACUGGAAGCUCAGGCCUGCACUGGGGGGAUUAUUGACCCAAACACAGGAGAGAAGUUCUCUGUAGCUGAUGCGAUGAAUAAAGGACUUGUGGAUAAAAUCAUGGUGGACCGCAUCAGUUUAGCCCAGAAGGCGUACAAUGGAUUUGAGGAUCCCAGAACUAAAACCAGAAUGUCUGCUGCCCAAGCCCUGAAGAAAGGAUGGCUUUACUACGAAGCCGGACAGCGGUUCCUUGAGGUCCAGUAUCUUACUGGUGGGCUUAUUGAGCCAGAUGCCUCAGGCAGAGUCUCCAUUGAUGAGGCUAUGAAGAAGGGCACCUUAGACACCCGCACAGCCCAGAAGUUAAGAGAUGUCAGCGCAUAUUCAAAAUACCUCACCUGCCCAAAAACCAAGCUCAAGAUCUCCUACAAGGAUGCCAUGGAAAGAAGCAUGAUUGAGGAAGGAACCGGUCUGCGGCUGCUCGAAGCAUCGUCUCAGUCCACCAAAGGCCUUUACAGCCCGUACAGCAUCAGCGGUUCUGGCUCUGCUACCGGAUCACGAUCCGGUUCCAGAACCGGUUCCAGAUCAGGCUCCAGGAGAGGCAGCUUUGAUGCCACGGGAUCCAGUUUCACAACGACCUUCUCGUCGUCCUCCUACGGUUCUCCGAGCUAUAGCCGGCGCUACUGAGGACGGAUGUGCUUUAAAAUCACAACGCUCACCAGAUGCCUACUUCCCUGUGGAAUAAUAACUUCUUUUAUUGUGUUCUGCAUGGGGUUGUUACAACACUUGCAAUUUUUUUUAUUUUUUACCAGCUUAUUUUUUUUUUGUUUAUUGUAUAUUUGACUCCUCAUUAGAUUCAUGAUCAUGUACUGUAAGCAGUACAAUUGUCUUGGUUUGACUUUUUUUAAUAUUCAUUUUAAGAUACGUAUUUAGUCUUCCACAAACAUACAAUCAUUUCCCAAAACCUACUGUCGGACUGUUAACCCAACCAAAUCGGAUGUACAAACUAAGGUUUCUGUCCAUGUGUAUAUUUCUGAAAAGUCAAGAGAAAACUCUUCUCUGCAGAGCAGAAUAUGGAGUCAAUGGAUAGUCUGCUUAAAGGAUGCAAAGCUUCAAUAUCUUUCCUCUCCUGGGCUUCACUGCCAUAUUUACUCUGAAAUGCAUAAACUCAGCUUCAUCACCAGGUUCUGAGCGCUGCAGUUAGAGCGACGUGUGCACACAGUGCAACAGGCACCAAGCAAGGAACAUCUGCCUGUUUGACUCGGAUUGUCUAAAUUCCUGCUUAUCGUGGAGGCACAGAGAGCCGAUUAUAAAGAGAAACUUUGGAUUUAGUUUGAUAUCCGAUUUCGAGGAUCGAGUGUGUUGAAUAUCUGUGUGCGCUACUCGGACUCGUCUAUCCGGGAGCCAAACGUGUAAAAGAGGGAUAUGAAGCUAACUAGAGGGAAACGCGCUGCCUUGGUAAUUUGUGCAGUUUUGUGCUGAACGCCCUAAAAAGAAAAGGCGACGACGGAGCUACUACGAUAGGAACUACUCUGGUAGCUACUUCGGUCAGUCAGUUACAGAAAGAACUCUAUGUAACUCGCGUUCCCACCAUGCUUCUGUGUUUUCGUCUGAGAGAAAGAAGAAGAAUCCUAGUUUGCGUUGUCACUACCCGAUCCGUCCCGGAAGCACGAUCCGUCCUGCGUAAACAGAAUAACUUCUGGGUAGGCGAAUACUUAGUUUUUCUUACUUUUUUAUUAUUUUGUCCUUUUCGUGCCGGAGGGCUACCCACCUCUCCCCAUUUAUAUCACGGUCUAACAGUUACUUUGUUCACCUGAAACUGACCUUUUUUCAGUUUUGUUAUCGAUCAGGUAAAACUUCAUUGGUCAUUAGACACGCUAACGCUACAGAUGCUCCAGACUCGGCACACUGACGCUGCGGGAUGUUGUUAUCGUUGUCUGUUUGACAUCAUGUGGCAACGUUCAGCCAAUCAUGUAGCGUAACGUCACUGGCAGGAAGCAGGACCAGAGCAGAUCUGGUAGCUACGGCGGCUUUAAAACGCCACAUCGCUGAAACACCAGCGCUGCUCUGCUGCUCGGUUCGGUCGCGUUGCUCUAAAAAUCUGCAGAAGACUCUUUGAGCUUUGGUUGUUCAGAGAAGCAUCCAACUGAUGCAUGACUCAAAGCUCAGCUAAAAAACAGCUUCCAGCCGUAAAAACCCUGCUGGUUACAGACGUCAGGCCUUCUUUAGCCCAGGUUAACGUCACUCACUCACAGUUUUAAUCCCUAGACUUCGUAUUCAGACUGUAGGGAUGAUAAAUGAACAGCAGGAAAAGCCAUAAGUUAAAAUUUUUUGAGGAAGAUCUUUAAGCUUUGCAGCACAUCCAGUAUUUGUAUUCGACACUAAAUGUACUUAUUUCAUGUUAAAUCUUCUUUGUAAAGCAGCCCAUUGAUCUAUAUCUCAUUUUAUUUUCAUAUUCUAUAUUUCUGCUUCGCAUGAUUUACUAACAUAUAAUAGAAGCAGCAGGUAUUAUAUCCUUCCAAGCUUAUUUUUUGCUGUUUCUAGAGGCUUGAAGGAUUGUAUCUUAGUGAGGGUUCAUCAAGCCUCGUUUGGUGUAUUUAUAAAAAUAAAAAUGGGUUGUGGAAGUUUGUUGUUACACCUUAAGCCUGUAAAUAAACACAGAAACUAAAAAGAAAAAA